Molecule: messenger RNA, 1395 nt
Organism: Peronospora farinosa
Lineage: Eukaryota; Oomycota; Peronosporomycetes; Peronosporales; Peronosporaceae
Source: the annotation of a GenBank genome assembly
AUGGCCUCCUCUUCCGGGGGCUUCGAGGCUUUUGGCUCGUUCCACACACCGUCUACCGCCUUCUUAUUUGCCCAGAAUGAUGCAGAAUCAGAUGGCAAUAUGGUAUUUGAAUCAGAAGUUGCGUCGCAGCGUUUGCAGCUCCAGGACAGUUUUAUCAUGAAUGCUUCAAAUCGUUCAUUGUUUGCACUGGAUCUGAAGACGUGGACGUAUCUUAAUCACGGGGCGUUCGGUGCUCCUAUUAAAGUGGCAAUCGAAGCGGAACGUCAUUGGAGAGCUCAGGCAGACGCUCAACCGUUACAUUUCAAUGAUCGGGAGCUGUUCCCAUUGGUUGUGAGAGUCAUCAAAACUCUUGCGAAAUUUAUUGGCGUCUCUCAAUCGGAAAAGUUGAUGUUAUUAUCAAAUGCAACAGCGGGGCUUCAUUCAGUGCUAGCAUCUGUGUUGACAGGAAAAGAGCAGCAGACGGUGGUGCUCUUUAGCACGAGAUACGGCGCAGUACGGAAAAUGCUGCAAGCUUUGGAAGAGAAGACAACAUCGGUGCAUGUACAUGAAGAAGUCUUGUCUUUGGAAGAGUCUCUUGAUGACCAAAAGGUGCUGCAAAGAUUGGAGACAGCUCUGACGACUGUGCAAGCCUCUGGACGGCGAGUGACGCUGGUGGUGGUGGACCACAUCACUUCCAACACGGCCGUGGUCAUGCCGGUAAAAGACAUUGUGCAGCGCUGCCACGCACGAGAUGGCGGUAUUCCCGUGCUGAUAGAUGGAGCCCAUGCGUUGCUGAACCUGCCUCUUGAUCUCGAUGACUUAAGUGCCGAUUACUACGUUGGUAACUGCCACAAGUGGUUCUGUUCGACACGUGGUGCUGCUUUCCUGCAUGUUGCGAAAUCGAAUGGGCCACCUAUUCGACCUCGCGUGAUCUCGCAUGGAUUCUUCGACGGUAUGCAGAGUGCUUUUAUGUGGACAGGUUUACAGGAUUACAGCGCGUGGCUCGCACUGCCUCAGUGUCUUGCCUUUUGGCAGCGUCAAGGUGUCGAUGAGACUCGCAAAUACAUGCACACAUUGGCGCAGAAGGCUGCUGAGUUGUUGUACUCUCGAUGGGAGAUGACUGAUCACCUCGCCCGGGAACGCAAUUUCUCUCAGCAUAAAUGGCAUGCCAUGCGUCUCGUGCAGUUACCGACUUCACGUAGACUUUGUGGUGGAGUAGUGGUGGAUGAGGAUAACCCGAAGGCCACAUCGACAGAUGCCAAGCGUGUUCAGGACAGUCUUCACUAUCUUCACCACAUUGAAGUGCCUGUCAAAUGUGUCGAUGGCCGAUUGUACGUGCGUCUUUCAGCACACGUUUACAAUUGUCUCGAGGACUUUGAAAAACUAGCUGACGCCGCGGUGGAAAAACCUAGUUAA